Molecule: messenger RNA, 852 nt
Organism: Sparassis crispa
Lineage: Eukaryota; Fungi; Basidiomycota; Agaricomycetes; Polyporales; Sparassidaceae
Exons: 5
Coding region: 1-852 (283 amino acids)
Source: RefSeq, a predicted model, not a curated record
AUGUCCGUCUCACCUGCUGUGCUGCGCCGCUUGAUGCGCGAGCUGAACGAACUCCGAACUAACCCUCCGGAAGGGAUCCGCGUGGUCACCAAUGAGGACAAUAUGCUCGACGUGACGGGCAUCAUCGAGGGACCUGAAGGGACACCAUACGAGGGGGGCUACUUCAGAGUGAAGUUCAAGUUUACCGAGGAGUUCCCUGCAGCUCCACCCAAGUGUUGGUUUGCCACUAAAAUCUUCCACCCGAAUGUGUCUUCUGCAGGAGAGAUCUGUGUCAACACCCUGAAGAAAGACUGGAAGUCAACAUAUGGAAUUGGGCAUAUAUUGGUUACCGUCAAGUGUCUCUUGAUCUACCCAAACCCCGAGUCUGCGUUGGACGAAGAGGCGGGUAAACUCUUGCUCGAAAACUAUGACAGCUACUGCGAGAGGGCGAAGUUGAUCACCAGUGUUCAUGCUACUCCAAGGGUGCGUCCAACAGAGUUCAACACUCCCUCUUCCUCCUCAACGGCAGACUCAGUGGUUGUUUCAACAUCGAAGCCGACACCCUCCAAACUUGCGACAACGUCUGUGGUAACUCCCGUCCCACCUCCACCAAACGUUGCGCACAAGUCAUCGUCUCCCGAAAAUACCGUCCCUUCGCGUGCCAUGCAUUCCUCCACCCCGAACACCUGCCCAUCACUGGACUCCGAAAAGGGCGUGAACAAGGAGCGGCUCACCUCGCCCUCGCCUCUUGGCACGGCGGACUCCAAUGUUGCCGCGGUAAACGCCACGCCGGCGACGAAAGCGGUCAAGCGAUCUGCAGUGACGAGCGGGGCGGGGGGCGAGAAACGGAAGAAGGCACUCAAGCGCCUGUGA